CCUCAGCAAACCUCACGAGCUACCGGAACAUACUGACGAAUUCAGAUAAACUCAUCGGGUCGGGAAAGCUCCAUCGGGUUUAUAAUCUGGGAUCAUGGCGUUGGCGGACUGUUGGAAGCAGCUGUCCUGGUUUUACUACCAGUACCUGCUGGUGACGGCGCUGUACAUGCUGGAGCCCUGGGAGAGGACGGUGUUCAACUCCCUGCUGAUCUCUGUGGCCGGCAUGGCUGUCUACACCGGCUACGUCUUCAUGCCGCAGCACAUCAUGGCUAUCUUGCACUAUUUCGAGGUUGUCGAAUGAGAAGUGACCCAACCCCUCCGCUGGCUUGUCUUUCUGUCCGUCUACCAUCCUGAUUCCUACCUGCUGUCUCCUGGGGUUGAAGUGGGCUUGUUUGAUCAUCGGUUGGGAUGUAACUGAUGAUCCUUUCCAAAGAUGAAAGCUGUGAAUGUGCUGGACACCGCGAGGGAACACAUGAAGGCAGGAGACGGGUUUCCAUCAUGGGAUCGUCAGCAGUGUUUCACUUAACUCAAGUGCACCUUACUGUAGUUAUUUGGAUGAGUCAUUAAGAUUUCUUUUCCAUUUUUUUUCCUUUUACACAUCAAACCAUCAUCCAGCAGUUUUAGUUGUGUGAUGGAGAAACUGGCUGAUGGUCAGAAUUCUUUCUUUUAGUCCUGUCAUCUAUUUAAAGAGCCAGAUAUGAAUGAGUGGAAUCAGAUCUACCAUAGCUCCCAGCUCACUGCUCUGACAGCAGCCACUGUAGCUACGUGUCUGUCAUCAUCAUGGCUUCUGAGUAGCACUGCUAAUUUCUUAUUAAAUAAAUAUAUACAUAUAUAUACUGUACCUGUUAAAAGUAUGGACACGCUUACCCAGUGGAUUUAUUGGGGAGGUGUCCAGACUUUGGACUGGUAGUGUGUAUAUUCUAACAUGCGGUACAUACAGGGUCAGUUUAACUCAGCGUCUUCAUGAAACAACUAUCAGGGCUUUAAGUCACAUCCGGAAGCUUCCUUUGGACCAAGCGGUGGCUGCACCCAUGUUGACUGAAAGCUGUUCUUUUAAAGGACACCUUCUGUACUGAGGAUUUGUCCCCUCCAAGAAAAGACCUUCUUCUAAUGGAGGAUGUGGAUUAUUUCUAAUGUUUAUUUCCUGUUUUCUGUCUGUCUGACGAGUAGCCGAGGCUGCAGACCGGUUGGAAAGUCUGCUGGAAUGGUGCUGAAGCAGCCCCGUCAACAGAAAAUCUUCUUCUCUGGUGUUAAAACGAUCAGAAAGCUGCACCAGUUCAGUUUGUAAAAUAAAGCCGUUCAGGGCUUGAUGGUGGAAGGUGAACAGAAAUAAAGCAUCAGCUCUGUUAUUUAAGUCAUCUGUGUUUUCAGCGAGUAAAACGCCGCUCCGGUAAUCUGCAGCAGUGAACUACGUCCGGGCUGUCGCUACCGUCACCACCACGUGCUCUGGACAAAAAAGCUUUUCGCAAACUGGAAACUGCAGAAAAAUCUUCUAAACUGAGUUGAUUUAUUAGAUCUUUCUUUUUAUUCUGGUGGAACAAUGUCUUGCAGGUUUUCUCCAGUGUCCCUGUGAUGCAGGCUGAAGAAGUUUCUCCUCCUACGUGCUCCUGUGACCGUUUUCCCUUUGAAACAUCUGAUUGUCUUUUUUUCCCACAAAACGAGAUACUUUUCCUCUAUGGUGUGUAUAAGAUCCUAUAUAUGUAUUUUUAAAAGUUUUUAAGUCAGCAUAAAGAAAUGUUCUCAUUGCAAGCUUAUUGUAAUACUGUACAGCCGGAACCAAUAAACUGAUAUUUGGACUGUA
Molecule: messenger RNA, 1801 nt
Organism: Melanotaenia boesemani (Boeseman's rainbowfish)
Lineage: Eukaryota; Metazoa; Chordata; Actinopteri; Atheriniformes; Melanotaeniidae
Gene: sptssa
Product: serine palmitoyltransferase, small subunit A
Exons: 2
Coding region: 95-301 (68 amino acids)
Biological process (GO): ceramide biosynthetic process
Cellular component (GO): serine palmitoyltransferase complex
Molecular function (GO): serine C-palmitoyltransferase activity
Source: RefSeq, a predicted model, not a curated record